Nothobranchius furzeri (turquoise killifish) is the source of this 6222-nucleotide messenger RNA. The record is from RefSeq and is a predicted model, not a curated record. Lineage: Eukaryota; Metazoa; Chordata; Actinopteri; Cyprinodontiformes; Nothobranchiidae.
ACCACCAAAUCUGAGACCAUGGUUCUCGACCGGGAAAGGGUGGCUUGCCAACACCGGGUCAGGAGAGAGGUCCAACCUCAAGUGGAGGAGUUUAAGUAUCUCGGGGUCUUGUUCACGAGUGAGGGUAGGAGGGAUCGGGAGAUCGACAGGCGGAUUGGUUCGGCGUCUGCAGUGAUGCGGAUGCUGAGCCGAUCUGUCGUGGUGAAGAGGGAGCUGAGCCAGAAUGCCAGGCUCUCGAUUUACCGGUCGAUCUACGUCCCAAUCCUCACCCAUGGUCAUGAGCUUUGGGUAAUGACCGAAAGAACGAGAUCGCGGAUACAAGCGGCCGAAAUGAGUUUCCUCCGUAGGGUGGCCGGGCUCAGCCUUAGAGAUAGGGUGAGGAGCUCGGACAUUCGGGAGGGACUGGGAGUAGAACUGCUGCUCCUCCGGAUCGAAAGGAGCCAGUUGAGGUGGUUUGGGCAUCUUGUCAGGAUGCCUCCUGGAUGCUUCCCCGGGGAGGUGUUUCUGGCAUGUCCUGCCGGCAGGAGGCCCCCGGGUCGACCCAGGACAUGUUGGAGAGGUUACAUCUCCAAUCUGGUCCGGGAACGCCUUGGGGUCCUGCCGGAGGAGCUAGUGGAGAAGGCCGGGGAGAGGACGGUCUGGAGCUCCCUAGUUGGGAUGCUGCCCCCAUGACCCAGACCCGGAUAAGCGGAGGAAGACGACGACGACGAUUUGAUAGAAUAUUCGUAUAUUGAAAUGUUCAAUAGCUGCAACUCCGAUCAUUAAGUUAAUUAAUUCUGUCAAAAGCAAACAGAUCUUUCAGAAUGUCGGUCAGCAUGAAAGAAGUUCAUGUAGUUUACUUGAUUCUGAUGAGCUCAAAACAAUAUUCAGAGUCUGACCCGGUUUCACACUGAAAGCAUCAGCGGCGAAGAACGGCAGCGGAACGUCACGGCUUCAAAUGGAGUCCAUUAUAGUCUAUGGACUGUUUCACACCGGCAGCGACGCAGCAAUUUCCAGGUGCGUCUCAGAAACGUGCGCCUUACAGCUAGAGAUAGGAUCGGGUUAUAUUGUUGCUGCAAGCUGCUUCUGCGUCAAUUUCCGCAGUUAACUUAGGGCUAGACAGGAAAUCACACAGUUUCUGUGUAAAAUCCCCAGUUAUUUUCAAAAUAAAGGUACUGCAGGUAAGCUAUUUCACAUAUAUGUAGCUUACGUGUGACCCAACGGCUUAUUUACUCACAGCAUCAUUCCAGAAGUGCAGCGGCGUGUUUUUCAUGGCUUUAAUCCUGGUAGUGGAGAGGAACAGCAUCAUAUAUGACAGCAGAGAUAUCAAACGUGAUUUCCUUCUUUUUGGUUUAAUGGUGGAUUGCAUAAACAAACCGUGACCUGAAGACUCGAGGGAUUGUGUGAUCUCGCGAGUCCAGCAAAGAGCACGGCAAGGAAGCCGUGCCGCUGCCAAGCCUCUUCCGGUGGGAAAAGGACCGCUUUGAAGUUCGCGAGUAAACCGUUCCGCUGCAGUGUCGCGCCGCCGAUGCUUCCAGUGUGAAACCGGCGUUAGUCAUGUACUAAAUCUGUUUACACAUACCUGUUUUAUGUACUGCGCAUUGAUACUAUUAAUCAAACACAAAACAGUAGUGACACCUGUUUGAGUUCAGAAGGGGAAACCAUUAUUUAUACAACAGUGGCUAAGCUGCGUUCAGGCUAGCUAUAAAAAUAUUUGCACUUUUUUACACGAAGGUGUCUGGUUAAAAACAGCUGGGGGAAAACGCUAACCCUCUCAGGCUCAAAAUUAUUUUUGAUAAAAGGACGAACAACUAAGUCCUUCAGGGGUUCUUCUGAGUUAAAAAAUGCUCAUGAAACACGCAUGUGGAGUCACCAGGUAGGUAGGUAUUAAGGUUAAUCUGCAACACCUGCCUCCAGAGGGUUAAACAAAGGCCAAGUUUCAACCUUUCUUCUGCCAAACAAGAACAAAAGAUCUGAAACGACUAUCAGAUUAGUGCUGGUUCCUAAGCUCCCGUCUCUUGGUUGCAAAGAGUGACACUUACAAAAACAAGAAGGUACACUUUUCCAUUAGAUGUCAUUCUGCUUCACCUCUAAUCCAGGCGUAAUCUAGAAGAGACAAAAACACAAGAAAGGCUCAGUAAACGGCCAUAAUCAUCAGUGAGCACUCAGAAAAGAUAGAGAUUGUUAUCGGUCUUGUGCUGAAUGAUCGGUUUUCUAAUUCAAACAGAUUUCAGAAGCAAUGAAGCGAUCGUCAAACAUGACGUUUUUGCAGCACCCCUGAUUGGGUCAGGAUCUGUUUUGUUACACACCCCAGGUUUCAAAAGCGUUAGGGCACUAGCAGCACACAUAGGCUUGGUUGCAUCAAUGCAUUUGUUUUUUUUGUGGGGGUGCUACAGCCAACAUUAUGAAGGCUGUGGGGAUCUGUCAGCACCAAUGGUGAGUGUGGGAUGGAGUCUGAAUGCCCACUUCCCACAACAGCAUGAAGGAUUUUUACCAUCAGAAAACAAUCCACCUAAUCCUAGCCGCCCAAGAUCCUUUGCGUGAAAUAUGCAACCUACUUCUGGUCCAGCGUUUGUUUAAAUUGCGACCAUAGAUAUGUGAUGCAAUAGAUUCGCACUAAUCCAUUUUUAUGAGCUUUUUAGAGACGUAAACUAUGUGGGAACACCAGCUGCCACUGUUACAGUCCCUCUGACUACUGAACUAAAGGGUCCAUCCCUCCAGGAUGAUAUGAAAAUCUGGCCAAAGACAACAUACAGUAUAGCAUUUUAGCUGCCUUCUUAACGUUGUCGUGUCUGAUGGAAGGCUCCGAGGCUUAUCAGUUAUUACAUAGUAAUAACACUAAUUGUGUUUUGUUGAAAGAGGUGGGAGACAAUCUUAUUUACUUCAGAGCAGAUGUAGAGCUGAGUGAGAGCCUUAACUCCCUCAUCACCUAGCCUGGGUUGUAGUUUCUACAUCUGGUGAAAUACAAACAGCAGGUCGUUUAUGUGUAACGAGGUCAAAUGAUCUUUUUCAACACGUGAUCAUGUCUAUGUUAAACAUUGAGCUCUACUUGAAUCAUUUGUCUGCUUGUUAAAAGCAUACUUCAGUUAAAUUAUUUUUAUCUCCACUUUCUUGGGGUGUUCCGCAAGGCUCAAUUCUUGGUCCACUACUCUUUGCUAUUUACAUCCUUCCUCAAUGUUCCAUUUUUACUAAAUAUGGCCUUCACUACCACCUUUAUGCUGAUGAUUGUCAGAUUUAUUUCUCUCUACAUCAGUUAGGUUCUACUCAUUUGCUCCAUGAAUGCCUCUCAGACAUAAAGAUGCGGCUCACAUCUGACUUCCUCUGUUUGAAUGAGUAUAAGAUUAUAAGAUAAGGCAUAAGGUGGGCUGCAUGGUGGCGCAGUUGUUAGCACUGUUGCCUCGCAGCAAGAAGGUUGCAGGUUCGAAACUGGGCUGUGGCCUUUCUGCGUGGAGUUGCGUGUUCUCCCCAUGCAUGCGUGGGUUUCCUCCGGGUACGCUGGUUUCCCCCACAGAUCACGACAUGCCCUACAAGUUAAAAUUUGUAUGUCGCUUUGGAUAAAAGCGUCUGCCAAAUAAAUAAACAUAAAUAAACAUAAGAUGGAGGCCAUUGUCUUUAAGCCCAGGCGUGAGAAAAAAAACAUCUGCUCCUGUAUCUCUCCCAUCCAUGAAUUUUAGUUUUGUGUGCCCAGCUCCCCCAUAUUCAGAACCCUGGCUGUAGUGAUCUAUUGCAGAGAUUAGUUUAGUCUGCUGAGAUCUGUGUGUGGUCUGGACUUUCUGGUUCUGAAGAACCCACAAUUAUUGUAAAAAUCAAAACAGGUAAAUAAUGAAAUUUAAUUUUGUCUUCUUAGAGAGAAGAAGGUCUUAAUAUGACGUGGAGUUUGAAGAUGAUGAACGAGGCUGUCAUGGGACUUGGGAGCGCAGGAACAACAGGAACAGAAGCACGUUGACAUGGGGAGACAUAAGACGAGGACAACAGACGAACCGACAAAAGACACAGGAAUGACGGGGCUUAAAUAAAUACACAGGAGCAGGUGAUCAGGUUAACAAGAGGCAACCAAGGCUGGGAAGCAGAACGUGACAGAGGCAGUUUUCAGCUUUCCUGGUUUAUUUUUGACCUCAAAGGUCACAGCAACUGCAAGUCUGUUAACAUUCUGGGAAAAACCCCGAGCAAUAGGUGAAAACUUCCAGAAACCGUUCGUCUCUGCCGCUAACUUCUGACACGUUGCCAAGACAACAGAGCUGGCUAACAGACUAAAGGAUGCGUUCACUGACAACAGGUUCAUCAAGUCAACAUUUCACAACAAGAGCAUGAAAACUAAUCUGUGUGAUGGCAUAGUGAAGAGAGGCUGGUAACAGUGACAUUUACAAACAGCAGAAUAUUCAGUCCAUCCAUCCAUGGUCUGAACCCGCUUGUCCAUGUAGGGUCGCAGGGGGCUGGUGCCUAUCUCCAGCAGUCAAUGGGCAAUCAGGCGGGGUUCACCCUGGACAGAGAGCCAGUCCAUCGCAGGGCAACACAGAGACACACACACACACACACCUAAGGACAAUUUAGACGGACCAGUUAACCUAACAGUCAUGUUUUUGGACUGUGGGAGGAAGCCGGAGCACCCGGAGAGAACCCACGCAUGCACAGGGAGAACAUGCAACCUCCAUGCAGAAAGAUCCCAGGCCGAGAAGGGAACCCAGGACCUUCUCGCUACAAGGCAACAGCUCUAACCACUGCGCAGCCUGAAUAUUCAGUCUGUUAUGGUAAUUUAGUUAUAAAACCAUGUAGACCUGUGCAGCAGGCCGGUAGGGAGCCUCAGCCACGCCCAUCUACUUCUGGUCCAUAAAAAAGAUUCAACGGGCCGAUCCCGUUUGAUACGUGCCGCAGUUUUAACACAUGUCUGUGCAUUUAAAGACAAUAAAAUAAAAAUAUAAACACUUUUGUUUUUGCUCUCAUUUUUCAUGAGAUUUUUCAAAGAUAUGAAACAUUUUCUAGACACACAAAAGAGCCACUAAUCUCAAAUCCAGCCUAUGGCACACCUGAGCAACCCUCAUGCUGUCUAAUCAGCUCCAUGAUUUGCCACACCUGUGAGGUGGGAGACACUAACUCAGCAAAGUGCCGACGGGCAGAUUCCUGAACAGCAUUUUACAGUAACAGGUCUUUAGAGAAGGUUUCAGAUCUCAAGUUACAUGUUAACGGAAGCUCGCACACACACACACACACACACACACUUUGAGUCCUACUUCUCCACCUAAAAACAGCCCAAAGCCCAUCUGUGGGACUCCGAUACCCAGAUAGAUUGGGCAGAGAUGAAACAAGCUCCUACAAAGAAAGUGGGUCUGAACAUGUAUGAGAUAUGAUUUUGAAGUGAUGCAGCGCUCGGCAAUGUUUACAUUUGUUAGGUUGUUUACUAAAGGCAGUAUAAAACGGUAACAACGAACGGUAGACCACCUCUGCUCCACGCUCCUUGUUGGUGGAUGGAUUACAUCUGGACCGGGUGUUGGCACAAGAAAGAAAGUGGAAACAAAAGGAGAGUGUUUCACUUGAAAGUGUUCAGAAACAUCCCAGCUGCUGCUGAACACGAGACAGAAGAGCGGAUAAUUCUGUCUGAUGUGGAUGGAGAUUAACAUUUUACAGCAGCCCUGAUUAAAUGCAUCAACCUUCACCUGUCUUUCAAUCCACGCUAUCAACAUUACUGUGUACAUACAGUGAGGAACAUUAGUAUUUGAACACCUUGCGAUUUUGCAAGUUCUCCCACUUAGAAAUCAUGGAGGGGUCUGAAAUUCACACAGUAGGUGGGUUCCCGCUGGGAGAGACAGAAAUCACAUUGUAUGGUUUGUAAAGAAUGUGUUGGUUUUGCACUGAUGGACAGAAGUAUUUGAACACCUGGCAAUCAGCAAGAAAUCUGGCUCUCAAAGACCUGUUACUCUGCCUUCAAGAAAACCACCUCUACUCCACUUAGUCAUCUUCAUUAGCAGCACCUGUCUGAGCUCUUUAAAGACACCUGUCCACCCCACAGUCAGUCACACUCCAACCACUACCAUGGACAAGACCAAAGAGCUGUCAAAAGAAACCAGAGACAAAAUCGUGGACCUCCACAAGACUGGAAAGGGCUCCGGGGAAAUGGCCAAGCAGCUCAGUGGAAACAGGUUGGAGCAACUGUCAGAAAAUGGGAGAGGCUAAAGACGACUGUCGGUCUCCCUCGGACUGGGGCUCCAUGCAAGACCUCAUCUGGUGGGGUAUCACUGAUAAGAAAGG